Messenger RNA from Entrophospora sp. SA101, 531 nucleotides. NCBI's taxonomy places the organism in Eukaryota, Fungi, Glomeromycota, Glomeromycetes, Entrophosporales, Entrophosporaceae. The record is from the annotation of a GenBank genome assembly.
AUGCCUACAGUAAAUGCAUAUGCUUUAGCAACAGUUUUUUUUGUCGCUUCUUAUUUUUUUAACUGGCAUGCCUUAUUAUCAACGGAUUGGUUGGUUUUGGACAUACCACCAUUUAAUAGACGAAUGAGUUAUGGAUUAUUCCAGGUGUGUACAAAUCUUUUGAUCAAUGAGUGUAGACCAUUUCCAUCAACAAGUUACAGAGAUUGCGAAGAAAAAUAUUUUUGUGAAGAAUGGAUUCUAUCAUCUAGUCUUAUGGUAGCAGCGUCAGCUAUAGGAGGACUAACGCUGCUUUAUUUAAUGUUUGUAUUAAUUGGUGGUAGAUAUGCAAGGGAAACAUCUUGGAAAGAUCAAUUAGUUAAACCAUUAAUACUGAUCAUUAUGGGUAGUAGCGUCGUCGCCUUCGUCGAUAUUGUCAUCAUGAUUGAUAAAGUAGACAACGUUAUUAUUCAUAAGUUGACUGGACUGUUGGUAGUAAUAGUCGAUACGGAUAUUAGGAAAUUUAUGGGUCGGAAUAAACUCGACAAGAUUUGA